GGGGUUCCGAAGUAUCAACAUGGCAGCGUAGAGGCGUGCGCGAGAGCUACGCGUGCUGCAAAACCGUCGCGAAGUGUGCUUCAUUUUCGACCGUUGCUGCCGUCGUACUUAUUUUGUCGAAUCAUCCGACUGUUUUCGGGACUUUUGACGAAAGCGAGCAGACAUGUCGGACGACACAGAGGAUGCCGGGGGCGACGAGCAGCAAAAGCCUCAGAAGAAAGUCGCCAAGCACGACAGCGGUGCCGCAGACCUCGAGAAAGUCACCGAUUAUGCCGAAGACAAAGAAAUUCGAUCUCAGGACAUUAUGUGUGCUAUGUCCAUGAUUGGUGAUCGACACUCGAAAGAAACGGCAGAGAAGGCGGCACGACAAAAGGAGCUCUCCAAAGUGGUCAUCAAGAAGGAGGACGUGGAGCUCAUUAUGCAAGAAAUGGAGAUUCCUCGAUCAGUCGCUGAACUCAAACUGCGGGAGCACCAAGGAAAUGUUGUUGAGGCCCUGAUAGAACUGACUAACUAAAUUUUGUGUGUGAUUAAACGUUGUGUGCCAUUUUA
Molecule: messenger RNA, 549 nt
Organism: Rhipicephalus sanguineus (brown dog tick)
Lineage: Eukaryota; Metazoa; Arthropoda; Arachnida; Ixodida; Ixodidae
Product: huntingtin-interacting protein K
Exons: 3
Coding region: 164-514 (116 amino acids)
Biological process (GO): protein stabilization; negative regulation of apoptotic process
Source: RefSeq, a predicted model, not a curated record